AAAUGAAGAGGUAGAGAAAUGCUAUCAAAAUAAAGGCUGGAAUCAAUAUGAAGAAAUAUUCCUCUGGACUCCAGAAGCUAAUGUGGAAAUGAAACAAGCCGAAGGCCUUGCUUGCAGAAAACGCCUGACUGGGCAUUUGUCACUAAAUGUGCCCAUCGUAGCUCACACUGGAUUGAAGACAUCUGAGUAUUUGGGAUCAGAAGAAAAGUUGUAUAAGUGUAAUGAACAUGGAAGAACCUGCAGUGAUUUCCACUCCUUUCAGAAAGAUGCAAAGACAAAGACUGGAAAGAAACCCUAUGAAUAUGAUCAAUGUGAGAAAUCCUACACUGAUCUUAGUGAAAGAACUCACCUUAGAGAGGAGACCUUUGUGUAUAAGGAAAACUUGAAAGCCUCCAGCACACCCAAUGAGAUUCAGAUCCAUGAAAAAAAACAAAAAAGAGCGAACCCCUAUGUAUGUAAGCAAUGUGGGAGAGUUUUUAGUACGCAAGGUCAUUGUAAAAUACAUGAAAGAAUUCACACUGCGGAGAAAUUCUGUGUAUGUAAGCAAUGUGGGAAAGCUUUGAGCACACAUAGUGAUCAUCAAGUACAUGAAAGAGCUCACACAGGGGAGAAACCCUAUGUAUGUAAGCAAUGUGGAAAAGCUUUUAGCACACAUACUGAUUGUCUAAAGCAUGAAAGAAUUCACACUGGGGAGAAACUCUGUGUAUGUACGCAUUGUGGGAAAGCUUUUAGUACACAGCAUUAUUGUAAAAUACAUGAAAGAAGUCACACUGGAGAGAAACCCUAUGUAUGUAAGCAGUAUGGAAAAGCUAGUAUACAAGCUUGUUGUAAAAUGCAUGAGAGAAUUCACACAGAGAAGAAACCCUAUGUAUGUAAGCAAUGUGGAAAAGCCUUUCGUACACAAGGUCAUUGUAAAAUACAUGAAAGAACUCACACAGGGGAGAAACCCUAUGUAUGUAAGCAAUGUGGGAAAGCUUUUGGUAAACAAUGGCAUUAUAAAAUGCAUGAAAGAACUCACACAGGGGAGAAACCCUAUGUAUGUAAGCAAUGUGGGAAAGCUUUUGGUAGACAGUGUCAUUAUAAAAUACAUGAAAAAACUCACACGGGGGAGAAACCCUAUGUAUGUAAUCAGUGUGGGAAAGCUUUUAGUACACGAGGUUCUUGUAAAACACAUGAAAGAGCUCACAGUGGAGAGAAACCCUAUGUAUGUAAGCAUUGUGGGAAAGCUUUUGGUACACAGUAUCGUUAUAAAAUACAUGAAAGAAAUCACACUGGGGAGAAACCCUAUGCAUGUAAGCAUUGUGGGAAAGCUUUUAGUACACGAGGUUCUUGUAAAACACAUGAAAGAACUCACAGUGGAGAGAAACCCUAUGUAUGUAAGCAUUGUGGAAAAGCCUUUAGUACACAAGGUUGUUGCAAAACGCAUGAAAGAACUCACACAGGGGAGAAACCCUAUGUAUGUAAGCAAUGUGGGAAAGCUUUUGCUACACAAUGUCGUUAUAAAAUACAUGAAAGAGUUCACACAGGAGAGAAACCCUAUGUAUGUAAGCAUUGUGGGAAAGCUUUUGGUACACAGUAUUGUUAUAAAAUACAUGAAAGAAAUCACACUGGGGAGAAACCCUAUGUAUGUAAGCAUUGUUGGAAAGCUUUUAGUACACAAAGUUGUUGUAAAAUACAUGAAAGAACUCACACAGGGGAGAAACCCUAUGUAUGUAAGCAAUGUGGAAAAGCUUUUAGUGUACAAGCUUGUUGUAAAAUGCAUGAGAAAAUUCACACAGGGAAGAAACCCUAUGUAUGUAAGCAAUGUGGAAAAGCCUUUGGUAGACAAGGUAAUUGUAAAAUACAUGAAAGAACUCACACAGGGGAGAAACCCUAUGUAUGUGAGCAUUGUGGGAAAGCCUUUGGUACACAGUAUUGUUAUAAAAUACAUGAAAGAAAUCACACUGGGGAGAAACCCUAUGUAUGUAAGCAUUGUGGGAAAGCUUUUGGUACACAGUAUCGUUAUAAAAUACAUGAAAGAAAUCACACUGGGGAGAAGCCCUAUGUAUGUAAGCAUUGUGGAAAAGCUUUUAGUACACGAGAUUCUUGUAAAAGACAUGAAAGAAGUCACACUGGAGAGAAACCCUAUGUAUGUAAGCAAUGUGGAAAAGCCUUUAGUACACAAGGUUGUUACAAAACGCAUGAAAGAACUCACACAGGGGAGAAACCCUAUGUAUGUAAGCAAUGUGGGAAAGCUUUUGGUACACAAUGUCAUUAUAAAGUACAUGAAAGAACUCACACAGGAGAGAAACCCUAUGUAUGUAAGCAAUGUGGGAAAGCUUUUGGUACACAGUAUCGUUAUAAAAUACAUGAAAGAACUCACACAGGGGAGAAACCCUAUGUAUGUAAGCAAUGUGGAAAAGCUUUUAGCACACAUAGUGAUUGUCUGAAACAUGAAAGAAUUCACACUGGGGAAAAACCUUAUGCAUGUAAGCAGUGUGGAAAGGCUUUUAGCAGCCACAGACAUUGUCAAGAACAUGAAAGAACUCACACUGGGGAGAAACCCUAUGUAUGUAAGCAAUGUGGAAAAGGUUUUAGUACACGAGGUUCUUGUAAAAUCCAUGAAAGAACUCACACUGGGGAGAAACCCUAUGUAUGUAAGCAAUGUGGAAAAGGUUUUAGUAGACAGUAUUAUUGUAAAGUACAUGAAAGAAUUCACACAGGGGAGAAACCCUAUGUAUGUAAGCAAUGUGGAAAAGCUUUUAGCACACGUACUGGUUGUCUAAAGCAUGAAAGAAUUCACACUGGGGAGAAACCCUAUGUAUCUAAGUAAGCAUUGUGGGAAAGCUUUUAGUACACGAGGUUCUUGAAAACACAUGAAAGAAGUCACACAGGAUAAACUUUAUGUAUGUAAGCAAUAUGGAAAAGCUUUUAGUAAACAAGAGUAUUGUAAAAUACAUGAGAAAACUCACACUCAGGAGAAACCCUAGGUAUGUACACAGUGUGGGAAAGCUUUUAGUACACAAGGUUAUUGUAAAAUAGAUGAAAGAAGUCACAAAGGGGAGAAACUAAGCAAUGUGGAAAAGCUUUUAAUAUACAACAUUACUAUAAAAUAUAUGAAAGAAUUUACAUUGGAGAGAAGCCCUGUGCAUCUGAGUAAUGUACAAAAGCUUUUAGUACACCAGGUUAUUAUAAAAUACAUGAAAGACCUCAGACUUUGCAUUAAUUUUGUAUAUUUAAGCAAUAUGGGAAAGCUGUCAGCAUUCAUGAUGUUUGCCGAAGACAUAAAAGAACUCACAAUGGAGAGAAACCAUAUUAUGUAAGCAAUGUGGGAAUACUUUCAGUACACAUACGUAUUGUCAAAUACAUGACAGAACUGGCCUGCACUACACAGGUGAAUUUGAGGCCAGCCUGCACUAUAUACUAACACCCUGUCAGAAAAAACACAUGACAGCAGCCUAUUUUGAAUAUGCUGUGAGAAUUUAUGCAGUGGACACCUGUAGGAAUAAUUAGUACAGAAAGCUUAUUGUCAGCAUUUCUCCAUAAAAUUUCCAGUAAAUAUAUACAUUAUAUGUUUUUCAGUAAAUUACUUAAAUAUCUGGAUUACAAAUAUGCAGUGUUUAAUAUAAAAAUAUUGAAUUGACAUUAGAUAUUUUUAAGUGUCUUUGAGCUUGGUACAUAGUGUCUUAUAAUUAAACAUGGUGAAUUUAAAUAUAUUUUUUACUUUCAAGUAGAGUUAAUAUUUACAUAGUUUUUGUUUAGUCUUUACAGUUGGGAGGUAUAGCGCUCACUUCAGCAGCACAUAUAUAAUUGUGAGGUAUGGGCCACUAAAAAACUUAAUGUUGUUAAUGCUGUUUGGUAGUCAUUAGGAUUUUGCCACUAUCUUUGUUGGAAAUUUUUUGUAUGUAUACUCUGUAUUCUGUGUAACAAAAACUAUUUGUAAUUUAAAUGCAUAUUUUAUAUUAAGAUAUAUAUUUUGA
Molecule: messenger RNA, 3959 nt
Organism: Chinchilla lanigera (long-tailed chinchilla)
Lineage: Eukaryota; Metazoa; Chordata; Mammalia; Rodentia; Chinchillidae
Product: zinc finger protein 709-like
Biological process (GO): regulation of transcription by RNA polymerase II
Cellular component (GO): nucleus
Molecular function (GO): RNA polymerase II transcription regulatory region sequence-specific DNA binding; DNA-binding transcription factor activity, RNA polymerase II-specific
Source: RefSeq, a predicted model, not a curated record